This is a messenger RNA of Anopheles nili, 5827 nucleotides long. RefSeq lists its product as uncharacterized. Gene Ontology annotation, biological process: dendrite self-avoidance; axon guidance; homophilic cell-cell adhesion. Bases 797 to 5827 code for a protein of 1676 amino acids. The transcript is spliced from 9 exons. The record is from RefSeq and is a predicted model, not a curated record. Gene Ontology annotation, molecular function: cell-cell adhesion mediator activity. NCBI's taxonomy places the organism in Eukaryota, Metazoa, Arthropoda, Insecta, Diptera, Culicidae. Gene Ontology annotation, cellular component: plasma membrane; axon.
UUAUUCGAGUGUGUUUUGUAUUCCGAGUGUAUUCGUGUACUCUCGUGGUGGUCUAUCGUUUUAUGUAGCGAAAAAAGAACCACCCGCCCAAGCACGAGCCAUUAGUGCAUAUGUUAAGAAGAAUCGAUCGUCGUGAAUCAUACCCUCCCCGUGCGUUGCCUGCAACAGGGGUGUGUUGAAGUGAGCGCCCCUCUUCUGCGGUUGUUGCACGAAAAACCAGUUAUGCGCGCGUAGGCGGUGCAUGGGAAGGCCACGCGAGUAAACAAGUCGCCACCAGGAGGCCACACACACGGAACGCGGGGCAGCACGUAUGUGCCAGUGUGUGAUGCACCUCCGUCGGAGUGCGUAUGCAGCAGUAGCAGCAGCAGCAGCUCCUAGGAAUAGUGUGAUGCUUCUUGCACACCACCGGUUGAUGGUGGUAGUGGUGGAUGCGAUUGACCGGAAAGCAUGCGAGUCGUCCGAUAUGAUCGUCGUAGGUCCGGAUCGCUGACUUGCUCUUCUAAGCGUGUGUGUUGCGAGAAAGACAGCGGAAGAUUGUAGAAGAACAACAAAACACAUCGGAGCAGCAAAUAUACGCAACAAUCAAUUUGCAUCCAAUCCGUGUGGUGGGGUGUAUAGGAGGAACGCCACUAACCACCAGAGUGAACGUGGAAACUUUGCCUGGAUGGGGUAGGCGCGAGCCUCUUCUGCCAGGUGCACUGUGAAAAAAAAGAAAGAAGAAAGAGAACAAGAAGUUUAUCAGCGCCAAAUCGCUACCAUUCCGAAAGUACAUGCCACAAAUGGUGAAGGAUUUUUUAUGGCGCUGCUCUCAUUUCGACUUGGCAUUGUGUUUACAAUAGGAUUACUGUUGCUGAAUGGAUUCACCUCCGACUCGUCCGUGCUUGCCUUUGUCAACGGGGAAGGACCGGAGCGGCUGCGGCUAAUAGCCGCUCCGCCAGCGCACGUGAUCGUGACGGGCACCAGGAGCUCUCCCGUCUAUCUACCAUGCCAGGCGGAACUCGGUCUGGACACGUCCGAGGGCAUUCCCAACAGCAGCUACGGUGACGAGUUCCUGGACGAACAUAACGAGGAGGACGAAGAGGAAGAAGAGGAAGAUGACGAAGGAUACGACGACGAAGAUACCGACGAGAGGGAGGAGGAUGAGGAUGAGAUGGAGGACGAGUUUCUUCCGCACACCUCCCCAUUGCUAACGAACAACAAUCUGUCCAACGACGACCGGCUUUUCGCUCGGUCGAGACAGGACACCGAGCAGCACCAGCAGCAACGCGGUUAUUUUGAUCAUCGUCCUUAUAGUCACCACUACGAGGAGGAGGAUGGGGGGGAGCAACGUGGCCGAGGUCGACGACGGCAACGACGUAGAAAGCGGUACGUUUACCUUGAAAGACGCCGGCUCUCGGAGGGUGGAGAAUAUUACGGGUCCUCGAGUCUCACCUUCGAGUACGUCUGGUAUCGGAAUGGAUUGGAGCUGCUCACCACGUCCUUCCAGAACCAGAACCUGCGUCAAUCGCACAAAGGAUUCCGGCUGUUUGAAAAUGGCACGCUUCGCAUUCCGUACAACCGGCAGAACGGGAACAUGGCGGCGGGAGUGUACCGGUGUAUGGCGAGUCUCGUCAACCAUCAGCAUCGUCGCUAUCACAGCCAGGACUCGAUUUUGUCGACCGAAUGUACCGUUUCGGUAGCAUAUCUAGAGCGAGACAACCGUCUAAACUUCCCAAACAACACGAUCACGGUGGGCGCCCAGGAACCGAUCAUCAUCCCUUGCCCGUUUCAGAGCUAUCCUGUCGCCAACAUCUCCUGGUCGGUUAACAAAACGGAUCUACCACUGCAGUCGAAUUUAAGCAAUCAGAAUGAACAGAGAUUCUUCCUGCUGCAAAAUGGAAGCCUGCUAAUAAGCAAUGUUCAGUUGACGGACAUUGGACGCUAUCGGUGCAAUGCGUCCAAUAAUUACGUCACUAAAAAUGUCCGCAGCAGCAGCGUAAAUCUCAUCGUGCUCAGCACUCCGCCCCAAAGUAGCCUUAGGCAGGAGUCAACAAACCGUCUCCUACCGCCAUUGCAACCACUGCAGCUAUCCGUGCGGGCCGGCGAAACGCUCCGCAUGCACUGCGCGUGCUACUCGUGCAAGCCUCAGUGGAGUUUCAUGCCACGCCACAGCCAAAUCCCGAUACCGCUCGAAAAUUUCACACACCAAGUUGUUUUCGUGAACGUUUCGGUCGAACGCCAUGAGGGCGUGUUCACCUGCAAGACGCCCGACGGUUCCGAUCGCCAAACGUUCAACGUGACCGUGUUGGUGCCUCCGUCGUUUCUGAACAACAUUACCUCGCACACCUCGUCAGUGGUCGCCUCGAUGGCAUUCAACUGCAGCGUUGCCGGUAACCCAAUGCCCACGGUGGUGUGGUACAAGAAUGGACGUGAGCUGAUCAGUAACUACAUCGUACGGUACGAGUACCCGAUGCUGAGCAUCAACACGCUCGAUCCGGAAGACGAGGGUCUGUAUCAGUGCAUGGCGAAGAACGCAGCCGGCGAAAUCUCCGCCUCGUCGUAUCUGACGAUCCGGGACAAGCAGAAGUACCGGCACAAGACGAAGCGACUGGAUGCGAUCCAGUGUUACCCUGUCGACACCACCAGCCUGUACUUAACGUUUGCCGUACCGCCACACGCACAUCCGAACAUCGAGUAUGUGAUGUACUAUCUGGCGAGCGACGAAUCGGUCCGGUGGUACAGUUCGCCGCUGACUCUGCUGGCUGGUAAUGGUAGCCUGCGUAUUAGUGGGCGAAUGAUCGAACCAUUUCGUAAUUACACCGUGUUUCUGCGUGCGUGCUCUGUCAGCGAUAUAUCCGGGACGGAGAACAUUCGCGGCAGCGGUACGCCCGGGAUGAAGAAAGUCACCGUGUCCCGGUUAUCGAAGGGGGUACAAUGUGCAUCGCAAGGAUAUCCCGUUUUGUCAACAUUUUUCCCCAACAAUGGAAUCUUCAUUUGGUGGCCCAAGUACGAUUCGGUAGAACCGACAGCGUUUACGAUUCAGCUUCGACACAAUGAUAAUAGUAAUUUCACCACUUUUACUAAUCAAAUCAUCGGAACGGUUGACAUGCUCGAUGAUUAUGUGACGUACGAAGAGGUAGAACCACUGCUCGGGAAGAUCGAUGCUGAAACGAAUCAAAUCCAAGACUGGCUGUGGAGUGAAUACGACGGUAGUGGCAGUGGGGACGAUAAUGGAGAAAACCGACCACGCCGUCGUCGGCAAAGCCAGCGGCGCAAUCGCCAUGCCUUUGAUUUGUCGAAAGAUCGAAAGCAAAUAUUUGAUUCGUUAGCUACCAGCGGUGCGGUUGACGUCGACGUUCCGAUCUCAGACGUCGUGCAUGCUGCUAACAUUCGUUCCAAUGCGUCCAGUGUAGUAGCUGCAGUGGCAGCAGCAAAGCUAUCGGUGGGCAACCUAGGCGAUCAGCUUGGUGAUGGUGGGCAGCUCCGUAAAGCUCAGCAGCAGAUUACGAUCACGAGAGUAAAGGUGGCGGGCAAUGUCACUGGCAUCCUGUUGCCCAACAUUCGUAGUGUUAUGGUGCGAGUGUUGGGCUCCAUUUCUCCUGAUGGUGAGCCCGCGGCACAGGAUUUACGGCACGUUGAGUGGAAAGUGAUUGAUACGGACACUCCGAGGGCCGAUACUAUCAAUCGAUUUCAAGCGAGUCACAUUGAUGCCAGAAGUGUACAGUUUACGUGGAGCCGUUUUGUGGCCACAAAGUCCAUCAACCGUUGUCUGCAAUUGUGCUAUAAAAAUGUCAACUAUGAUGCUAUGCUGCGUGGCGGGUCCGCUGGAUUAGAUUGCCAAAACAUCCCAAUGGAUGCAUCGCACUUCAACGUGAAGGAUCUACUUCCUCUUACUAUGUAUAAAGCUUUUCUAAAACCCUGUGAAUCGAAGGAGGCAUUAAGUGACAUUUUAGAUUUUCAAACAAAACACGAUGUCCCUGGCCCAGUAACAAAUCACGAGCUUCACCGUAAAGGUGGUACAAUAAGCAUUACUUGGGGACCGCCCGAGAACCGCAAUGGCGUACUGCAAGGAUAUUUAGUUGAAUGGAUCAACGAAGAUAGCAUACAGCAUUUGGCGAAUCUAUCAGUGGAUGCGACUAGCUUUACGUUCCCGAACGUAACCUCUGACGAACGGAUCAAUAUAUCACUCCGCGCACUCAGCAGUUCCGGUCUCGGUAUUCCGAUUUAUUUGAAUCUGAAAAACUAUGAGCCUGUUAAUGAUGGAGUUGAUGGGAAAAAUAGCUCCAAUAGCUCGUCAUCAAACAGCCAACGAUGGCUCUUUCAAAUGUACUUGAUUAUACUCGUGUUGUUGCUGUUUGUCACCAUUGGAGUGUGCUGCUGUUUGGUGCUUCGACGUAAGGCUUGCAAAAAGGCUUCAAGCAGUUCUGCCGCUGGACUUGCUAAUAGGGCUCCCCAGAUGGCUACGAGCAACGACGGUCGGCACCAUCUCACCAUUGAUGCAUCCGCAAUGCAAAUGAUGGGAAUGAUGACCGGUUGCAACAGUGAUAUGCACGAGAUGCAAACGCUAAUCAACGCUAGCUCAAGCAGCAACUAUCCACAUGCAAAUGGAGGAACCGUGCCAAAUGGGUUCGCUGUUGGCACUUGCAAUCAGUCGAUUGGAGGGCCUAUGCCGGUUGCUGCAUUGAUGACUGCGAAUCGAUUACAAUCGCUACCAACAAAACACGCUACUUCUGAUCCAAUAGCGACAUUUGUGUCCAUUGAAGGCAACAUUCCUACUCGUACGAAUAGUAUGAAUGGUGGAUGUACAUCGAUACCCUCGUACAAAGAGCUGCUGAGUAGAGAGCGAAUCGAUUUGACGCAUCGACGACCAUCGAUAAGCAAGAUCGAGCGAGUCGACGAUUCAGCCUCAGUUACUCCAGCGGCCAACGACAUUGUUUCUACACCUAGUAUGGUAGCAGUGAUUCCAACCAAUCAGGAGUUUUUGAUGACAAAUGGUCCGACGAGUACAUGCACCGUCAACGAUAGUAACAAAAACCACUCGCCAUCACCCUCACGCAUCAUUGUUGACAGCAAACAGCAGUCGCCGACCUUAUCCUUCUCGUCAAAAUCAUCCUGUGCUGUGCUACCAUCGUCAUCGUCCUCGUGCUCAUCCACACCCCCUUCGUCGUUAUCGCCAGCUUCCUCACAAUGCGUCAUAAAAAUGCGCUCUCCAUUAGCACUCGAUAGCAGCCAAUGUAGAUUAUUAGAAACAACGUUAGAUAGUAACACAAGCACCAUUAAUAUAGAAGAAACGAAGCAACAGCAACUAGAGAAACCAGCACCACCACUACACCCAAUAGGAAUUUAUGAUUACGAUUAUGCAACAAACUGUGAUGAUAUAAAAGAAGAAAAUGAAAGCGACCACAUGCGGCAGCUUCUGUCUGUGCAGGAGAGAUUUGCGGUGCCUGAUGAAAAGACGACCGCGGGGUUGGCGGUGACAAGGCCAAUGGAAUAUUCUGUUGCUGUGAUGUCCACUUUCGAUAAUCAGCACAACCAUGAUGGGUGCAUUUACCGGCAAAAAAUGUCAAAACCUCAACAUCGUGAACCCAGUCUUGGUUAUCGCCCUGUAGAUGAAAAUGCCGUAUCGAAUAACUGUGGAGACGAUGUGUCUAUGGUGAAAAAUCUUCAAUCCUACAACAUUAAGAGUGAUAACGACGGUGAAGAGGACGACGACGACGAUGAAGAUGAAGAGUUAGAUAACUCUUCAUCGUUAUUAAAUACGAGCAGCCUCAGUACAAAACCCCUCCAUCAGCAGAAUCAUACUUCCAGCUGGAAUUUUCGGCGGCCAAUCAUCGGUCCAAAUGGCUAG